Messenger RNA from Linderina pennispora, 2506 nucleotides. RefSeq lists its product as uncharacterized. The transcript is spliced from 2 exons. NCBI's taxonomy places the organism in Eukaryota, Fungi, Kickxellomycota, Kickxellomycetes, Kickxellales, Kickxellaceae. Gene Ontology annotation, molecular function: transcription coregulator activity. The coding region runs from base 1 to 2364 and encodes 787 amino acids. The record is from RefSeq and is a predicted model, not a curated record. Gene Ontology annotation, biological process: regulation of transcription by RNA polymerase II. Gene Ontology annotation, cellular component: mediator complex.
AUGAAUGCCCAGCUGAAUCUGAACCUCGGGCAGCAAGACUGGCGCGCGUCGCUGCCGAUUGAAAUGCGACGGACGAUAGUUAUCCAGCUGCACGCGACACUGACAGGACUUCCCGCGGCGCAGCAGACCAGCGCGCUCCAGGUUCUGCAGCAGCUCGAGAGCCAGCUGUACAACAGCGCGACGUCGCGCGAAGAGUACCUGCGCUCGCUGCAAAUUCAAGUGGCAACUUUGAAGCAGCGGCUAUCGGCAGUAGCCGGGCAGCAGCCGCAACGACCAGCACUGGGCAAUGUGCCUCAGUUUGAUGCAAACAGGCUCAAGGCCAUCGUGCUUCAGCCCGAGGCGCACUCGACCGAUGUGAUCCGGCUGGCGGCACAGCAUAUUCAGGCGCAGAUGGCGCGGCCGAAUAUGAAUGCGACCGACGUGCAGACGUAUAACAGCAUUCUGCAGAAACUGGUGCAUGUGAUUCAGCUGCGACUUCAGCAGCCGUCAGCUGUGGGCACACCACAGCAGACACCGCAGGCACAGCCGAUGCGGCCGGCACAGCAGGUAGUGACUCCGCGGCCGGCAGUGCGGCCCAAUGUGUCAGGGGCAGGUGGAUUCCAAAACCUGGCCAACAUUCAACAGCUCCAGCAGCUCCAGCAACUGCAGCAACUGCAGAUGCAGAUGCAGCUUCCACAGAACCAGCAGUUAUUGGCCGCGCAACAGCUGGCAAUUCAGAACCAGCAGCGGCCCCAGCAGCAGCAGCCCCAGCAGCCCCAGCAGCCUCAGCAGCCCCAGCCCCAGCAGCAACCCCAGCAGCAGCCGCAGGGGGCACCGAGCGCCGAGAUGCUGCAGCAGUGGCGGCAGGCGUUUGACACGACAACUGUGCCGUUUACGUACCGUGAUCAGCAGGUCAACCUGAAUCUGUUCACCGCACGCGUGCUGAUGUCGCAGCUGGAACAGGCCGGCGAUAUUGCCACAACCAACGAGCUGCGCCAGGUAUGUAUGCGGAUUAUCUCGGGCGCACAGCAGGUGGUGGGCAAGGCGAUUGACUCGGAGACCCUGCAUGCGGUUGUGAGAGCACAGCAGCAGCAACAGCAGCAGCAACAGCAGUUACAGCAACAGCAACAGCACCAACAGCAACAGCACCAAACACCAGCAGCAGCAGCAACAGCAGCACCAGCACCAGCAAGGAGUGCCGGUGGUGCCCAGACGAAGAAGCUGACGGGGGGCAAGGGCAGCAAGAAGCGGGCGUCGCAGUCGCCGCUGACAGUGGCCCGCCCGGCGCAGAAACCGGCGACGCCGCCGAACGCCGACGCCUCACGUGAUGCCCCUGCCAUGCCGCGCAAGGAGUCAGUGUCGGCCGACCUGGCAAUCGCACAGGUGGAGAAGGUGCGGCAACAAAUCAACCAGCACAAGGUAGAGCGGCUGCAACCCCGGGUGCUGUCGGAGGAAGCCAAGGCGGCGGUGCGGGAGGCACUGCCGGCGAUCGAGCAGCUGGUGACGCCGCUGGUAUCGUCGCUGCCGACGCUGUUCAUGGCCAUGCGCAACGAGACCCACAUCGGGCAGAUCCUAACAAUCGAAAUGAUGGUGACGGAGCAGAAGCGGUUGAUACCCGAGGACCUGUAUCUGGUGACACCCGAGCAGCUGAAGGACUGCCACACGGUACUGGUGCGGUCGCUGUCGAUCAUCAAGGAGUGGGCAAACAGCCUGAAGGAGACCAUGAAGCUGCAUGACGCCGGACCGCCGCAGCAGACCCCCAUGACCAAUAUGCACCCGGGAGCGGUCACGGCCGAUCCGGCGCUGGAGCCGUUCCAGCGGGCCGUCAAGCACCCGCUGGAUCCAGCCAACCUGAAGCUGCCAGCCGCAAAGAAGCGAGCCACAGGCAAGGGCUCCGCUGACACACCGCAGCCACAGCUGCCCGCCGCCAGCCAGGAGCCGCAGCACAUGGCUCCGGUGGGACCGGUGCUGCCGCCGGGCAUGACACAGGAGCAGUUUAUGCGGCUGCCGCAGGACCUGCGUGUGAGCAUUCUGCAGCAGCAGCAGGCGGCCAUGAUCCGCCAGAACUCAACAGCGCUGCCCGGGUCUGCGGGAGCAGCGGCCACGGCACCGGCGCCGACCGAUGGCAACGCGGCCACAGGGACGCCUCUGUGGGCGGCGCUGCAGGGCAUUAGCGGAGCCACGCAAGACGACGAGGACCUGGACCGGCUGAAGCGCCUGGAGCAGGACAAGUGGAACAGCCCGCUCGAGUACCUGGUGGGGUGCUGGACCGGUUCACCAAGGGCGCCGAGAGGGCAGGCGUGGAGCCGGCGCCGAUUCUGCAGCAGGCGUUCUGGCCCAUCGCGCGCAAGUCCAUGGCCAGCGGGUGGGAGUGGUGGCUGCUGAUGCGGUGCUGUAGACACUUUUUUCUUUCUUUGCUGGUUGACAAGGAACUAGCGUUCGACGGACACUUGGACUAUGACAUCUUAUACAGAGGUAAAGAAAAGAUAGUAAAGAAGUGCGAAAGCUCUGAUAUUGGCUUACGCGU